AUGUCUAAAGGUGAGGAUGUUAAGAUUUGUAGCUCCUAUGAUGUAACACAACUGCUGUUCAAUCAGGAAUCUCCACCAUUUGAGGAGUUCAGAAAAAGUAUCAGCCAUGAACAGACUCCAAUGCGCAGUAUUAUUUCGCAGUCAAGUUUUAAGGAAUGUAGCUCCUAUUCAGUUUCCCUAUCUGGUGAUAUGGAAAUCCGUACUAUCAGUGAAAUCUGCAGAGACAAGGAGUUACUAGCUGUGAAAUUGGUAACAAAGGGUUGCAACAAAAAGCUGAAACUGAAAGGAAAGUGGCUGUGGUGUAGUACAUGUGACAGGAAUUGGGGCGAUGGAACCUUGAGGUACAGGGUUAAAGUUAGGGUGGUGGACUUGGAUGGGAAUGCUCCUUUCCUUCUAUGGGACAGGGAGUGCCUUGAUCUACUUGGUGUUAGCGCAGAUGAUUUGAAGAAUACCCAUACUAAGGGCCGAAAGGGGCUACCUAAGGAGCUUGAGACUCUGAUUGGAUUGAAUAUGCUAUUUCGAAUUGCUAUUGUAGAAAAGCAUGUACUAGAGCUAAUUCAAGUUAGGGACAGGGAUCUCAGUUCAAAGUUGGAGUUGGAGCUUACAGAUGAGGAUCUAUGGGAUCUAGAGGAAGAUGACCAAGCAAAUGAAGCUGAAAGUCCUCUACAAGUUGUUGCACAGAGGCUGAAUGCAGAGAACAACAUUGAGAAUGGAACAGUCAAGAGAUCCCCGAUUGAUGAAUUUUCCAGCACACAAAGUUCUAAAAAAAGCAAGGAAGCUGUGGUCAAAAUUGAGAAAUAA
This is a messenger RNA of Ipomoea nil (Japanese morning glory), 801 nucleotides long. RefSeq lists its product as uncharacterized. Lineage: Eukaryota; Viridiplantae; Streptophyta; Magnoliopsida; Solanales; Convolvulaceae. The transcript is spliced from 7 exons. The coding region runs from base 1 to 801 and encodes 266 amino acids. The record is from RefSeq and is a predicted model, not a curated record.